AUGAACGAUAGUUUCAAAAACAACUUGCGCCAAGCAUCGAAAAAAUCACUCUCCUUAGUCUCAAUUUGUCGUACAUAUCAAUUCGUUUACGAACAGCCUGAAACAGAUGAGACUCAUUCCAAGUUUCGGGACGCUCCGCGAAUCUUCCAAGAUGAGCUUCAGGAACGUAACGGUAUCAUCAAUGGCGGGACUUUGAUCAUGCAGAAACUGCCAUGGACAAACCAACUACAGUGCGUGGUAGAGCUUUACUGCGUAUAUGCGAACCUCGGCUCGUCUGCUCCUAUCCCUAACACAUUUACGAAUCACUGUCUGGAAGUUAUUGGCGUUAUGAAUCUUCCAGGCAUUGUUUUUGGCAGGAAAACCCCUAAAAUAGGCUUCUGGGAACGCUUGAGAGAAGCUGAGCUGGAAACAUGUCAAGGCUUGAUGAGUGGUGUUGAGACACUAACAGGCUUACCUCGCUCACUGCUUGAUAUAUUGGCCUAUACUGAACAUGACCCAGCUCAACUCGAGCUUUGGAACUGGCAUGGAGAGAUGGGAGAUAGUCUACAAGCACAACUAUGGGAUGCUUGGAGAUAUGCUGGAAUCCUUUAUAGAGAGCAUGUUGUGGCUAAGAGUGAAGAUAUUGACAGAGAUGGUGUUCCAGAGAUAUCAGUGAUGGGAUUACCUUCCACAAAGUACAUCUUGUGGCGCUCAUAG
Bipolaris sorokiniana ND90Pr is the source of this 696-nucleotide messenger RNA. RefSeq lists its product as uncharacterized. The record is from RefSeq and is a predicted model, not a curated record. The coding region runs from base 1 to 696 and encodes 231 amino acids. Lineage: Eukaryota; Fungi; Ascomycota; Dothideomycetes; Pleosporales; Pleosporaceae. The transcript has 2 exons.